AUGGCCAAAGCCCUCUCCAGAGCCAUGGUAGAGGAUAAACUCCCGCCUCUAGACGAUAUCGAGAGGAAGCAGUACAAAUAUGGUGGCACUCCGCCCCAUUUCACCACCAAGUUCUUCUUUGAGGACGAAAACGCCCUGCGCACCUGCAGCCGAGCAAUUGUCAAGCGUGCUGUUGGCAGAGCGCUGGCACGACGGAGACACGGCCAGAUUGUCCGCAGUCCCUGGCCCUAA
Molecule: messenger RNA, 231 nt
Organism: Spirometra erinaceieuropaei
Lineage: Eukaryota; Metazoa; Platyhelminthes; Cestoda; Diphyllobothriidea; Diphyllobothriidae
Source: the annotation of a GenBank genome assembly